GGCACCUUUUGUUUUGACAUCAAUCUAGUGUAGUAGCCUUUUAUAAUAUACAGCAUGCGUCAUUUAGACACAGUUUAAACUGGCCUUCUGUGUCUGCUUUUCAGCUGCCUCUCCUCCAAACAGAGCAAGUAAAGACGAGAAAAUAACUGUCAUAUUGCUUUUACCAAACCGGAAUGGUGACUUUUGGCGCAAAUGUACGUGUAUUUGCAUGUGUGUUUGUGGGUAGGUGUGUGUGUGUGUGUGAGAGAGAGAGAGAGAGAGAGGGAGAGGUGUAGCAGAAACAGGUGUAUCCCAAACAGGUAAAGCUGCUCAUUCUUUUUUUUCUAAAGGGCAAACAUGAUGGCGUGUGCUUGACAAACAUCUACACCUAACCAAACUGAAAGGAUUUACACUUUUUUGAUCUUUUACUUUAUACAACUACAACUUUGGAAGGCAUCUGGGCCUGAAAAAAAUAAAAGAGAGAACAACAAGGAUGAUCCAACAGCGUGAGCCAUGAGUCCGCCUCAGUGCUUCAUGCAUGGCUGUCAUGUAGGAUACUAUUACCUGGACUGAUGAGCUUUCUUCCUGCUCUGAAAUUUUCCCAGCUUGUGCACAGUGAACAGUGGCUGCCGAGGAGAAUGACAUCUCUGCUGAACACACUCUCUCUGUGUCUCUGUGUCCUCUGGAUCUUUGUUGCAGUGAUAAAGGGAGACUUUGUGGAUCUCCCUUCAAACGAUCCCAUACGUUCCUUGGCAGAAGAGGAGACUGUCCUGCCUUGUCGCUACCAGCCAACUGCGGACCAGCAGGUGGUACAGGUCACCUGGUAUCAGGAAAAACCUGAUGCCACCAAGGAGCAGAUUGUGACUGCACACCGCACUAAUGGACAGACAGCAUUUGGGAUGUGGUCUCAACGCGUGCGCUUUCAAAAUAGCGACCCCGUCGUGGACUCAUCUCUGGUCAUCAUGAGCACAGAAAUUUCUGAUGAGGGGAAGUACAUAUGCCACAUCAGCACCUUUCCCUUAGGCAACUUUGACAAAGAGAUGUCACUCAUCGUGUGGACCGUUCCUAUCGCCACCCUGGACCCUGUGAUUCUGGUGGAGGGACAGACCUACCGGCAGGCUGCUUCUUGUCGUUGUGUAGCCCGGCCACCUCCCCGCCUCUCCUGGGACUCUGACCUGAGCGGCCAGUCCACUAAUCGCUCCACUGCCAAUGGGGUCGUCAUCUCGUACUACUCCCUGAAACCCCUGAGGGACAUGAAUGGCAAAAAACUGGACUGUCUGGUGUGGCAUCCGACUUUACUGGCCCCACGCAGGCUCACAAACAGCUUGGUGGUGCACUUCUCCCCACAUGCAGAGGUGUCUGGCUACAAUAGAGACUGGUUCCUGGGUUUGGAGAAUGCAGCCCUGAGAUGCGUGAGUGAAGGAAACCCCAAACCACAGAUUACCUGGAUCAGAAUCGGUGGAGAGUUGCCAGAAGGUGCAAUCGCCCACCCGAAUGGAACACUGGUAUUUGGGCGACCACUAAGCUCGUCAGAUGGAGGCACUUACCAAUGUGUGGCGCAGAAUGAAGUGGGACAGAUGAAAGCGGAGGUCGAGAUUGCUGUGACAGACUCUCCCGUAGAUCACAAAAUGAAUGAAAACAUGCUGAUGAUCAUAGUGGGGGCUGUGGCCGGGGGUCUGCUGAUCUUAAUGCUCAUCAUUGUCAUCACCAUCACUUGCCACCACAAGCGCAAGAGCGAGAAACUGGAGAGGGAGCUGAAUCAGAAGACGGAGGAAAUAAGCACUCUCUCCAGGCAAGCUUCCUUCAGGAGAAUGAACUCUAUCAGCACGGAUCCCAAAGGAGUGACAGAGGAAAGCAUCCCUCUGCAGGUGGAGGGAACCCUACGGAACAGCCUGUCUUCCCUUGGGGAGCAGGCUCAAUACCGUGACAGCCGAUCUACCAUCUCAGGUGGGCGGGGAGGAGGAGGAGGGGGAGCGUUUGACUACCUGGGCAGACCAGUCCUGCACAACAACUCACGGAGGGGGAGAGAAAGGCUUUAUGAAAGAGACGAGGAGAACCGAUUACGAGUGGAGACGUAUGUGAGAAACAGCUCUCUAUCUUUGCAGGAAUCUCGUUUCCACCCCCCUCUUGUGCCAUCGCCCUACCCAAUUCUACAGUCCUCUGAGAUCGUAAGACAGCUAAACGGCAGUGCCAUUGUCCCGACAGACGGAGGUUCACGGCCAGGAAGUGUCGCCAAAAAUCAUCAGCACCCUUCUCUGAGCUGCAGCUACCCACCGGUAACAGACGAUGAGGAUGAAGUAGAUGAAGGUUUGGGGGGUCCUGCAAGUCAGGAGCAUCCUGAUGACCAAGAUAGUGAAACCAACAGCUCCCAGGUGUCCGAGGCUCACAGUGCGCGACGCUAUCAGCAGACUAAUGGCACUCUCAGACCAAAACCUCGGCCAAGCCCCACUGUGGUCAGUCCACACGCUUCCCAGAUUCACAAGGCCCAGAUAGUUUAACAGACAGAUGGGAAAUACAGACUUCAAGACUGUCUGGCUUUGUUCUUGGGUGUGAUUCAAUUGUGGAUACAUUGGUGAGGUUUGGUCACAGCCCAGAAAACCUGUUUGUAGUCAAUUAUCAGAGAUCUGCACCUUGACUACAAUUCUGCAUCGUCUUAAUUGUGCAGGAGCAUGGUGCAAUAGAACAAGGUCUUUAGGGGAAAAAUCUGCUCCAAAGCAUCAAGUGGAUCUCUUCCUGAUAUUAAGUGAUGUGUGUUGUGUAUUCCUGGAAUACCAGCACAAACAAAGACAAUGUUGCAAUAUUUCCAGUGCAGCUAUGAUGGUGUUUAUUCGCUGGAGAUACUCCUUGUUGAUCUUAUCUUUCACAAUACGGCAUCUGUUGCUCGAACCAGCCAGCAGGUGGAUCCAGCGGCCAUAUGUUUUGUGGGGGUUGUUGAAAACACUCAACAACACAGGAACACAAGAAAUGGGGGGAGAAGUAGAUGAGGCUAUAGGGUUGUUGGUACAUCAGAAAAGUAGGUUGCAAAACAUCUCUACUGCGGUGGAUUUUUUUGCUUUAGUGCCUGUGUUAGGUUCCCUUACACAACAUGGUUUGGGAUCUGAUCCAAACCAUGGGCUUGUUCCUGUUUUGCCACACCUGCAACAUGCAUACCUCCAUAUUGUCUUCCUGUCCUUGUGUUUUUGCCUUAAGCACUGAGAUAGUUUGGAUCAGAUAAAGACUUCAUACAGCCAGAACAUGAAUAGUGUUGAGUGAUUAUCUGUAAGAUUGUAUAAAUAUAUAAAAUGACUUCCUUUUUUAAAAAAUGUGUUUUGAAAUAUUUUUAUAAUACUUACUAGCUGAUGUGACUCAGGCAGACUUGUUCAUUUGAAAGUUUUAUUCACAUUAUGGUUGGCCAUGUUUGCAGGCUUCCUUCCUCACUCGCUGACCCUCUCCCAGAUGUUACAGCAACACUUGACAAAAUGAAACACAUGAAUAAACUCAUGAAGAUUUCUCUGGUUUCGACAUGGCUGUAAAUAUUUGGGAUAAUAUAAGCACAUGACUCAACAAUAUACAUGACAAAGGUCUAUUUGUUGUUAAACAUUUUAAUACGGAAAUGGCAAAUAUUAUAUCUUUAAAUCUAAAUGCGAUACAUCUAUCUUGUAGUUCUCACUAUGCAGUGCUCUUAUGUUGUGAGGAUUAGAGCAGAAAUGCUGUUUUACAUAUCCAACAUGCACAAGCACACCAAAUAAAGUGGAGAGCAUAUAUGUUACAUACUUUGUGCAUACACAUGCAUACACGAGUAGGAAAAGCUGCCAGAUGUUUAUAAAAUACAUGUUGAUUUCACGCUUUAUUUUCACUUUUGUAUUUUGUAUUCAUUUAAGUCUUGAUUGAUAUGGCUACUUUUGUGGACUGCGGAGAGACAAAAAAAAAAAAAAAAAAAGCUGCCAUCUUCUGCCUGCUGUUUUGUUGCAACAUUCAAGAUAACAAGAUGCUUAUCCUGUGGGAAUUUGACCUGAACUGUUCUAGAUUUUUAAUAUUGUGGCAAAACCAUGCAUGUAUUCUUUUUGGACCACUGGUUUUAUUUCUUUUUUGUUUUCAUGUGGAAGCAAUGUCCCAAAGGAAAAAAAAAAUACAUAUAAAAACAAUUUUGCUUUUUUUGGCAAACAUGAAGUAUUAUUUUUUAAUUAUUAUUAUUUUUCUCUUUUUUCUUCUUUGAUUUAUGUUACGUUCUAUAAAUGCAAUGCUACUUUUUCCAACACAAAUGUCAAAAGAUAUCUGAGUUACAAAUGUUGAUAUAAUGCUGGGUCAAUUUGUGGCAAAGGCAGUGUUCCUUAUGUUAUUUGCUGACACCUGGAGCAGCAGAUGAAUGGUGUUAUAUUUGAAUGUAGGUUUAUUUGUUGUAGAUAGUGCCCCCUGAUGUGUACUACUGUAAAGUGCAGGAACCUGAAUGAGCUUAAAAACUGCAAUACUAUGACAGACUCUGCAUUCCACUGGAAAUCUUUGGAAAAAGAUCUUCCUGAUCACGUGCUGGUAUUUUCGUGUAUUUUGAGGGCUACAUAUGGGUAUGAGCUUGUAUUGAUGGGUUGAAAUAAAUUUACAUGUUUUUUUUUGUUUUUUUUUAAAUGUACCCCAAAACACAAGCUUUUGGGUAAAAACUAUUGUCCAGAUGAUCUAAAUAUGGGUUGUUUAAAGUGAUGUUUACUCUGCUGAGGGAAUUUUCUGUUGAGAUUCCCAUUGAAUUUUUUCCGUUAACAGUUAACUGAAAAAAUCUGACAUCACUUGAGCAGGAAUGGAUUAAACUGCGAAGAGCAAAAAAUGAGCUGUAGGCCCUGUUAACCUCCCUGCCCC
This is a messenger RNA of Scatophagus argus, 4806 nucleotides long. RefSeq names its product nectin cell adhesion molecule 4a (gene nectin4a). The record is from RefSeq and is a predicted model, not a curated record. Bases 552 to 2477 code for a protein of 641 amino acids. The transcript has 11 exons. Gene Ontology annotation, cellular component: adherens junction. Gene Ontology annotation, biological process: heterophilic cell-cell adhesion; homophilic cell-cell adhesion. Lineage: Eukaryota; Metazoa; Chordata; Actinopteri; Scatophagidae.